AUGUUUGGUUUAGCAAAGCAUCCCAUUCGCCUGGCGAGCAACGCUCAUCUAGUAAACUUUAAUGUUUGCAAGAAUCUUGUGGGUGCUAGGGGUGGAACAGUACGUACUGUCAAGACGUCUACUGUAGAUUGGAAGCCGAUUCGUACUACAAGGACACCCAAAGACAAAGAAAAAGAGAACUACAAAUGGACUAGACGAACCUUUCUGGGAUUAAUGAUUGCUAUGCCUGUUGUAUCGUUCUAUCUCGGGUCCUGGCAACUGCGCCGUCUAAAGUGGAAAACUGAAUUAAUCGCUACGUGCGAGGAUCGAUUGGCGGCAGAACCAAUACCAAUGCCAAAACAUUUCAGUCCCGAGAUGUGUGAACUCCUUGAGUAUGCGAAAGUCAAAGUAAAAGGUAAAUUUUUGCACGAUGAAGAGAUAUUUGUUGGUCCUAAGCUAAGAAAUGGAACAAAGGGAUACACUCUCUUUACCCCUUUCAUUCGGAAAGACACAGGCGAAAAGAUCCUCAUUGAAAGAGGUUGGAUAAGCGAGGAAAAUGUAUUACCAACAAACAGAAAACUCCGGCAUUUGUCUCUUCCGGAAGGAGAAAACGUCGAGCUGACGUGUGUAAUUAGAGUCCCCAAGGCUCGCGGUACUUUUCAAUGGGAUAAGAAAGACAGUGAAAGUCGUGUUUGGCAAAUUCCUGAUAUGCCCGACAUUUUUGCCUCUACCGGCACUCUCCCAGUACAUCUGCAAGCACUAUAUGACUUACAUGAUCAUAGGUGGGAUGAAACAAAGAGCACAGUUACCGAUCCGAAGAACAACGCACCAUGGUGGAAAUUUUGGACCAGGUCACAUGCCACAGUUGAGACACCUGUCAGUACAAGAAAAUUCGAAGACGACGAUUUAGAGUUCAAUGAAUACCAAUUUAUCAAGGCAGGUGUUCCACUUGGUGUCCAGGCCAAGGUUACAUUUAAAAAUAACCAUCUGCAAUAUUUAGUUACUUGGUAUGGGUUGUCAUUACUAUCGUCAAUCUUCCUUAUUGCAGCGCUAAGGAAAUCUGGUGGUAGUGCUUUAUCACAAGCUCAAAUAAUGGCGGAUAAGUUAAAACACUCUAAGAAGUUCUCUUAA
Eremothecium sinecaudum is the source of this 1110-nucleotide messenger RNA. It is a transcript of the gene SHY1, whose product is annotated as cytochrome oxidase assembly protein SHY1. Gene Ontology annotation, cellular component: membrane; mitochondrion. The transcript has a single exon. The record is from RefSeq and is a predicted model, not a curated record. Lineage: Eukaryota; Fungi; Ascomycota; Saccharomycetes; Saccharomycetales; Saccharomycetaceae. The coding region runs from base 1 to 1110 and encodes 369 amino acids. Gene Ontology annotation, biological process: mitochondrial respiratory chain complex IV assembly.